Neurospora hispaniola is the source of this 904-nucleotide messenger RNA. RefSeq lists its product as uncharacterized. The transcript has 2 exons. Lineage: Eukaryota; Fungi; Ascomycota; Sordariomycetes; Sordariales; Sordariaceae. Bases 126 to 692 code for a protein of 188 amino acids. The record is from RefSeq and is a predicted model, not a curated record.
UCGCCAGAGCAAAACGUACUUCAAAAACCACAUAAGCCAGCCACCUCUCAACUUUCUAGUCCCUCAAUUCCCUACAACUUUCUAGUCCCUCAAUUCCCUACUGCACAACCGAUAUCGAAGCCACCAUGACCAACCGAGACCCAUCCCAAAACGGCAACGACGCCAAUGCCCUCCCCUUCCCCUCUCCCCGCCAGGGGUGGGAUGAAGACCCCAUAGCCACCUACUACCUCCGCGCGCUCAACCGGGAGAUUCGGACCCUGAAAAGCGAUUACGAUCUCGCCUGCUCCUGUCACACAUAUGUCAAAAUGGCGGUGUUGACUUUGAGAUCAUAUCUCCAGGAGUGGGAAGGGUUGAUGGGGGAGAUUAUGGGGUGUUCUGACUCGGAGACCGAGGGAGAGCUGGCGAGCUCUGAGGGAGUGGGCUAUGAAAGACCGAAGAAGUUGGAUAAGUAUAGAGAGGGUUUGGAGUUACUGGAUACGCCCGACCAAGACAUACCCCCAGAUAAACAGCAUUCCGUCCCCUCAACCUUCUGGGCAGCCAGGACUUACCGCACCUACUCCCUUCUGCAUCUCUCUCUAGCAGAGACGAUGUUGCAUUUGAUGUCUCCUGGUUCGAGAGUAGCUAGGGUGGUGGUAGAGUGGUUGCUUGUCGGUGUCUUGUCUGUUCUCCCCUCUCCUUCAGGUCCCUAUUGAUGUCCUUUUCAGCCCUCCCCCAACCCUCGCAAAGAUGAGUCAAAGGUCAUCGACUAACGACACUUCGCAGAACCAUCAUCACCACAACUUUCGAGCCGCCAAAGGGAGACAGCUUUUCGCACAGAAUGGGCUGGACAGUAUUGAUGGCUGUCCUCGGCGUAGCAUGGUGGUGCGCGGUGUUUAGUGCUGCAUGGCUCGUUAGCUUGCAAAGG